AUGCCAGCACCAGACCUUCCAAACGAAAUUCUCCAACAAAUAUUUGACAACAUCGACAAGUCCUCGUUCAGCACCCUUCACUCAAUAAUCCUCGUGAAUAGGUCUUGGUGUCAAAAUGGUAUCUCACGAUUAUGGGCCCAGCCGUUCAGCAUUGUGGUACUCCCCAAGAUAUUACCAAUUAUUCCAAGAAACAUAAUUUCAAUUUUUCCAAUUUAUUUAUCGUUCCUUGACAGCGAGACCAUAACAGAAUUCAAAGCUAAUCUUAAAAUAACAGACUCGGACUCAUCAUGCUUUCAAAUUUCUAACCUUCAAGCAAAAAGAAAAUCCCGUUUUGAUCAUCCGUUAUUUGAUUAUCCAUCAUUCCUUCAGCAAAUUGAUCUGUCGGUAUUUCUUUAUCACCUGUUCAGUUGGGUAAAAAAGAAUUCAAGGUGGAGCAACAAAUUCUCGGGAGUUCGAAAAUUGGUCAAAGACAACUUUCGCAGAAUUCAAAGAAAGGGAAACCAAGGGGAAGAAGUCAAAUACGAUACCAGCAUCGAGAUGAGAUUAGGAGAACGAUUGUUCUUAAUGUUCAUAAGCAGAUCGAAGAAUUUCACCAAUUUCCGGUACAAAUGGACAUUGCCAAAUUUUGAUUAUCACGAAGAGAUCAUGAAAGAAUUUUUCUCUUCCGAAGUAGUUACAAAUUGGCUAUCAAACCUUUCAUCACUGGACUUUAACUUUCAGUUAAAAUCCUUGAUCACCAAAUUCACACCGCAUUUACAAAAUCUUAACUCGUUGUCCUUAAGGUUCCCGGCUGAUUACGCAGAAGAUGUGUACAACUUGAUUAGAGCGCAAAAGAACUUGGAGCAUUUGCAAAUCUAUCUACAUAUAUUCAAUAAUUAUCCGAUACCAUCGAUUUCACCUCUCCCGUGGCGUCUGUCACUAUCGCAACAUGCGGAUACCUUGAAAUCAUUUAGCAUCGACACCUUGCUUUGGGUAAAUUUCGACGAGGAAGCUCUAAGGACUUUAUUGUUGUGCCGAAAACUGGAAUCCCUAAAGUUACUAAAGCUACAACUUCCCAAAGAAAGGUUAAUCUUGUUUAAAGAUUCUUGCUUCACGAUGCUUACGGAAUUACAUUUGGAAUUUUCGCAUUUUCAAAAUUACGGCGAUUAUCUACAAUAUCUUACACAUUUGUUUGACCAUUGCCGUAACACUUUGGAAAUUUUGAAAAUCAAGAUGACGGUUAGGAGCAGCAUACACCAUCUCAUUGAUCAUAUAGCGAUAAAUUGUGAUAAUCUAAUGGAGCUUUCCAUAUCUGUUGGAACCGAAGAGGAAAUGUGGAGUGUCCUAAAGCUUGUGAAAAUGCGUAAUAAGAUCAGAAAAUUAGAGAUACAUAAGUUGCUCUAUUUUGAUUGCAGGGUCGAUGCUUAUCUAGUGUGUUUCGGCUCCAUUUUGAGGGCCGGGACACUCCGAUGGUUGGGAUUGAUGGACAUGAAGAUCUCGGGGAUAUACGUGGAAUGGUUUUUGAGGACGUGUGCAGCCGGAGGAAUAAAGUCGUUGUAUUAUGAAUGUGAUGACAUGCCGGAGGAAGGUCACAAUAUGAUCGUGGAUAAUUUGAAGCGUGAAAGUGUGAUGAGCAAUAGGUGCCUUUAUCGAACACAUAAAGUUGGCGAGAAUGAUUUUUGGGUUUAUUUGGAUCGCAUUUAG
Messenger RNA from Acaulospora morrowiae, 1683 nucleotides. Lineage: Eukaryota; Fungi; Glomeromycota; Glomeromycetes; Diversisporales; Acaulosporaceae. The record is from the annotation of a GenBank genome assembly.